CUGGAUCGGCUCAGCCCGGCGGUGAGCAGCAGCUGGCAGAGCCGGGGCUGCGCUCCCCCUGCGCUGCAGGCAGGAAUCUCCCACCUCCACGGCCUGAGUUUUCAUGAAUGCCUCAAACCAGCUGUGAGAAAGCAGCCUUUUAGCCCGUGCAAGUGAGCUGGGGCCGUAGAGGGAUUGACCCAUCUCAUAGCUGACUUUAUAAAGACUGAAAGUCCAGGUGCUUUAGGGGGAGUGAAGGACGGUACAGGAAUGGGACUGUGACUACAUGGAGAACGUGUUCUGGGGCUGCAGCUCACCCAUGCUCUGCUCCAGCCACCCUUUUGCAGGGGACCAUGGAGGGCAGGUGCUGAGACCGAGGGCUUGGCAGGAGCAGCAGUGGGCUGGUGAAGAUGGAGAAUGGCACGGGAGACGAGCAGAACCAGACGGGGCUGCCACUAUCAAGUGAGGAGAUCAUUACAGCUGAAUACCAAGUGGUUACCAUCCUCUUGGUCCUCCUCAUCUGCGGGCUGGGCAUCGUGGGCAACGUCAUGGUGGUUUUGGUGGUCCUCAGAACCAAGCACAUGAGAACUCCCACUAACUGCUAUCUGGUGAGUCUGGCCGUGGCAGAUCUCAUGGUGCUUGUGGCUGCAGGACUACCCAAUAUCACAGAGAGCCUGUACAGAUCCUGGGUGUAUGGCUUCGUCGGGUGUCUCUGCAUCACUUAUCUCCAGUACCUGGGAAUCAACGCUUCUUCUUUUUCCAUCGCUGCCUUCACCAUUGAGAGGUACAUAGCCAUCUGCCACCCAAUCAAAGCUCAAUUCCUAUGCACUUUUUCAAGAGCCAAAAAGAUCAUUAUUUUUGUUUGGGCUUUCACCUCCGUAUACUGUAUGCUCUGGUUUUUCUUGCUAGACCUGAAUACAGUAGCCUACAAAGAGACUACUGUUGUGUCCUGUGGCUACAAGGUCUCCAGGAGCUAUUACUCUCCUAUCUACAUGAUGGACUUUGGUAUAUUUUAUGUUGUGCCAAUGGUAUUGGCAACUGUCCUCUAUGGCCUGAUUGCUAGAAUACUGUUCCUGAACCCCAUCCCUUCAGACCCAAAGGAAAACUCUAAGACCUGGAGGAAUGAUGUGGCUCACCAAAGCAAGCCUGUGAAUUCCAAGAUGUCUAACAGGAGUUUCAAUAGCACUAUUGCUUCUCGAAGGCAGGUUACCAAGAUGCUGGCCGUGGUUGUGAUCCUAUUUGCAUUCCUAUGGAUGCCCUACCGCACUCUGGUUGUUGUCAAUUCCUUUCUUUCCAGACCCUUCCAAGAAAACUGGUUCCUGCUAUUUUGCAGAAUCUGUAUUUAUUUAAAUAGUGCCAUCAAUCCUGUAAUUUACAAUCUCAUGUCCCAGAAAUUCAGAGCAGCCUUCAGGAAACUGUGCAACUACCAGCAGAAACAGGAGAAGAAACCUGCCAAUUACAGCAUGGCCCUAAAUUAUAAUGUCAUCAAGGAUUCUGAUCAUUUCAGCACUGAGCUAGAAGAUAUUAGCAAUACCUACCUGUCCUCUGCAAAAUUGUCCAUUGGUGAUACGUGUUUGUCAUCCAAGGCCUGAGGCCCACCUUGUUCUGAGUGUGCAGCCAUGUAAGACGUUUGGAUGCUCUGUUCCCACCCACUCUAUGAACUGUAAGGACAUUUCUGCUCACAGAAUUGCAGAAGCUACCAUAAAUCUUUUCAUACUUGCCUGUGCCCUACAGGCAAAUGCAGUGUCUUGGGGAGUGAAAAGAGUAUAUUAUUGAGGCUAACAGAAUGAAGUACUUAAUACAACCUAACUUUAGGCAGGAGAGUUGGCUUCAGUAGAAUACCAAAAUAAUUCUUCUCAUUACCUGGCUGAAGAGUGAUCUGUGAUCUCAGAAUGAGCAAGGCUUGCCAGGACACGUCCAUGGACACAGAGCAGGACAAGGGAUGAUACUCCCUGUGAAGAUGAGAGGUGAGGAGAGGAUCUGCUCUAAUGUGUACCUGCACUGGGCAGUACCUGGGGGACCUUCCAACAGCAGCCAAAAUUGCUGCUAAUAGCAGUAAUUACCUUCCAGUGACUCCCUCAUCCCACAUCAGUGCAAAUCUCAUUGCAGCCAUCACAGCACGCUUCAGUAAACAGGUAUCUGAUGGCAAAAAGCACAAAAUCUUUCUUUUCUUUGGUUUAUUUUUACCUUGAGCAGCAUGAAAUAGGAAGACUAUUCAAUGGUUUUGCAGCAGGGAAACAAACAAAUUAAAAAGUCAGUAAGAAGCAUUUAAAAUAUCUUAUUUUUUCCAGCAGUCAGGCUUAUACAUGUACCACUUUAAAUGUAAGUCUCACCUGUUACUGAAUCCUGUUGGAAAUUAACAGAUAUUGAAGAGUAUGUAGCAGACUUUCAACAGCUCCUUUUAUCUUGGUUCAAUACCAAUUGUAUCUAAGAGUGCUAGGAGGGUUUUAGAGCUUUAAUAUUGAUACUAUCUAGGGAAAAGAUGAAAAUUCAGAAUAAAAUUACACUUUUAAAAUGUUUAAAUGCUUAAUGUUUUUAAAGUUUAUCUGUUAGGAUACUUUAGGACAUACAGUGUUGUUAGAGGAAAAGUCAUCAUGGCUUUUUACUUGCCAGCAUAGCCCCUUUCCUGCUCCUCCCACACAGGCCCAUGAUAAGCAGGCUGGGGCCACAGUCUCCCUAAUGUAGCUGCAGACAAAAUAUCAUGUAUUGCUUUGGCGUUGCUCUAGACCAGCUCUUGUUCUUGCUAGAAGUUCAUUUUCUCACUUCUGAGCUGCAGAAGCCCAGGAAAGUGCCUGUGUAUUCCUGAGUAUCACAAACAUUUUGCACAGCUUUUGUACAUGACAAAAACCUGUAAAAAACCUGAUUCACGGAAUCACAGAAUAGGCUGAUUUGGAAGGGACCCCAAAGGUUCAUCGAGUCCAGCUCCCAGCCCUGCACAGCCCCAUCCCCAAGAGUCACAAACCUGCCCAGAGUGGGUAAAAGAGGCAGCCUCUACAGCAUUGUAAGGCUUUCCUACCCAGUAUUCUUUUGCCUACAUAGCCACGUCCCUAAUUCAAGCCACUUUCACUAAUAUUCAACUAUAUUUGCUAACUUAAAGAGAACUAAAAAAACCGUGAUAGGCUCAGAUUAAAGUGUUAAAACUGUGAACCUAUGUCAGCUGCAUCCAAAGGACUCUAUUGGGCAUUCUCUAAAUGGCAAGGAGGAAGCAAAUAGAUUUCCCAGGGAGGUUGUGGAGUCUCCCUCACUGGACAUAUUCAAGAACCAUCUGGACUCAGUCCUGUGCCAUGUGCCCUGGGAUGACCCUGCUUGAGCAGGGAGGUUGGACCAGAUGACCAACUGUGGUCCCUUCCAACCUUACUCACUCUGUGAUUCUGUGAUUUUGCAAACAGUCUGUAUCCUGCUCUGUCUGCAUCCUUGCUUUAACUCCUGUUUCACCUUUGCAGAGCUCCACAGGCACUUUCCAGCUUGACAGAGUGAUGGCAGGGCAUGGAAGGGACCAACAGCAAGGAGCAGAGUAGGUGUGACAAAAUUCCAGAAGCUGUCAGAGUUUUGUCUGGAGCAGAGCCAGAAGCAGGACAUGCAGGCCAUGUUGCAGUCUUUCCCAGAUCCUCUGCAUUUCCCAGCUCUCCAGGUUGUCUAUCUGAGCAGCACAGGCCACCAGGCAGGCACAUGCAGUGGAGUCUAUUUCUGUGCAGAUGUCUGAACCCCCACAGGACUGGAAGGGCAAUGUCCAGACUGCUUUUGAAAUAAUAAGGAAGAACUAAAAUGACAGAGUAAGUCACGUGUCAGCCAAGUAAGCAAAGCUGGCUAAGGCUCAAGAGUCAGAGAGAAGGAUACCAGAGUAUUCUCAAAUCACUACCUAGCAAUUAAUCUCCUAAAUACAAUUCUGAAGCUUUGACACACACUUUGGGCAAACCUUUCCUUUGUAGAGCCUGAUCUGAAAAUACAGAGUUCUAUAGCAUUUUACUGCUUAGACUUGCUUAAAGCUACAGGUUGCCAUAAGGGAAAGCCAAGGAGAGACACCACAACCUGUUUAACAUUUCCUCUAAAGAACCUGUCACAGAGAAAUUAGAUUAUCUGUGAGCCUUACACAGUAAUUUAUGGUUGCUUAGCCAGGAGACAUUCAAAGUGAAGGCAAGCUCCUGUGUCUGACUUUGCAAACUCUUGUGAUGAAGCCAGGACUGCUCACAGCUGCUGGGAGCUGAUUCCCAGUCUGAACUGGAGGCAGCCACUGGUGGAGCUGGUGCCUGGAAAUCCUUUUGCCCUUCACAUGCUGUUUUCAGCCAGGCAUCCAUUCAGUGCUUUCAGAGGAGGCCCUACUCUCCAGAAUUUCUCAAGGGGCACUAGAACUAAUUGCUUUUCUUACUUAAAAAGCAAGAUGUGCAGGACUAGCAGCAGGCAAAGAGGGUACUCCAUGGAAACCUGGCUGUCUGGUGAGGAGCACACCUGGCUGGGUAAAAACUGAGCUCAGUAUUUGUGUAAUAACAGUAAAAUUUAUGCUUUUAUCUCAGUGCUUUCAGAGCACAGACUGAAUGACAGCUUUUAUAGACCAACAGAACCAGCAGUGAAUUCUCUCCUUUGUUUGCCUUUUUGCUCAAACAGUAACUGUCUGCUUUCUCAGCCUCUGCUCCACCAGAUGCUCAAGUGAGGUAUUUAAGCCCAUAUUGUUUGUGAUGCUUCAUGAAGGGCUAAAAUCAAUGUAGGUGACGUUGUAUCCAUCAUCACUGGGAAUAACAAAAAUGAAAUUAUUUCUUUCUGAUAUUUAUUUGUGCUAACAGUAAUUAUUAUUAUUGCAAAAUUGUGUGCAAAACCACUGUAUUUAUAAUUGCAUAUUUAAGCUAAGGUGUGAUUUUAACUGAUAAUGUGAUGUGACUGUAUCUUUAUAAAUGUUAGUUGUGAAAUCCAUUUUAAUUUUAUACUGAUAUACAGCUAACACUACAAAACUUUGUCAGAUAUUAUCCUGAUGUGACUGUUUCUGUGUUUUUGUCCUUCUGUUUAGAACAGCAAUCAACCUUUUUUCUUGUUGUAAAUUAUAUGUGUGAGAAUGUAUUUUUUUAAUUAUGUGGUUUUAAAUUUAUUUAUAAUUAUAUAAUUUUUUUGCUAGAAGUGAAAGUGGCUGGUUGUCAACUACUGACUUCAGUAAUAUAACUAUCUUUGUAUAUUUAUUUUGUGGAUAGCAAAGUCCUUUGCAACAUUUAGUCAGAAAGAACUGUCUGAUUGGUAGCGAUAUUGAAAUCUAUGCCUAUGUCCUUAUUUAACAUCUUUCGUGUAAGGGAUUGCAUUUUUAUUGAGAUUGGACUUUCAUUGAGAAGUUUAUUCAGAAUGUAGCAGAAGAGGUGCUGUUUUCCCGUCUGGCUAGGGGAGUUAUGCUGCUUCCUUUCUGAAAUGCUGAGAUUUCAGAACCUUCAGUGAAAGUAAAUUCUGCAGCUGAGAAAGGUCAGGUGUAUUUGUAACACACUUUAGUUCAAAUUAUCGCCUGACCUCCCUGAGUUCAGAGUAAAGGAUAUAUCAAAGAAGCUCCAAUGUGCUGUAAAAGGGUUUAUGAUGCUUCUGUGGAAACGGAUGGCACAACUCAAAUGAUGAAGAUCUUACUUGCAUCACUUCAGAAAAGUUACCAAAAAGUGGACUGAAGGACUGAUUCUACUUCAGGAGCUGCUGCAGUACCUCCCCAGCUACACAGUGAAGGUUUGGAUCAGUCACUUUGGAAGUUGACAAUUUUGUUUGUUUUUAAAGAGUUAUUCUAUAAAUUAAUUAAUUAAUCACACAGACACACCCCCAGUUCUGUGCACUGUCACCAUGUCAGACAGAAUUGUUUCUUUGCUCUUUUGUUAUUUUCAGAAAGAGUUUAUUUUCUCAUGAUUCUUUCAUUACUACUGGGAUACAGUGAUACAGCUAAUGCCAGUGAAUUGGCUCAGUCAAAGUGAUUUGGACUCCUGAAUUAAUUAAUUUGGGAACUGAAUCUUGGAAAUUUGAAUUCUAACAAACUAUGUAAGAAAACUGGUUUGGAGGGAAUUUUUUCUUCACCUACCCAGAGUAAUUCUGGUUUCAUUCUGUCACUUCACGUGGUUUAUUUAUUUGUUUAUUAUAAAUAGUGUGAAAUUGUUCAGAGAAAUGUACUACUGAUAAAUGUAGAACAAUUUUUGUUAAAAAGAAGCAUUUUGUAAUUCUUGGAUGCAUGCUACUCUGGGGAUUAAUUUGUAAUGGAUUUUGGUUGCUACUCUAAUAAAAUGUUGAGCAAGAUAA
This is a messenger RNA of Passer domesticus (house sparrow), 6222 nucleotides long. It is a transcript of the gene TRHR, whose product is annotated as thyrotropin releasing hormone receptor. Gene Ontology annotation, biological process: phospholipase C-activating G protein-coupled receptor signaling pathway. Gene Ontology annotation, cellular component: membrane. NCBI's taxonomy places the organism in Eukaryota, Metazoa, Chordata, Aves, Passeriformes, Passeridae. The transcript has 3 exons. The record is from RefSeq and is a predicted model, not a curated record. Gene Ontology annotation, molecular function: thyrotropin-releasing hormone receptor activity. Bases 390 to 1571 code for a protein of 393 amino acids.